This is a messenger RNA of Aspergillus neoniger CBS 115656, 1614 nucleotides long. Its product is annotated as FAD dependent oxidoreductase. The coding region runs from base 223 to 1614 and encodes 463 amino acids. The record is from RefSeq and is a predicted model, not a curated record. Lineage: Eukaryota; Fungi; Ascomycota; Eurotiomycetes; Eurotiales; Aspergillaceae. The transcript has a single exon.
AUUUGGGGCCUUCGUUUCCUUCCAGGGAUAUAUAUCACUCGGCUUUGCGUAUCACCUCAUCUCAUCCCAUUAUCUCACCACAUCCGACUUCUCUUCGCCGAACAUCCCUUCCCGUCGCGGGGAUAUCUUAUAUCCCGCUUCAUAUUGCACAAGGAGAGGUGUCCUUCUCCGAAAGACAAGAAUAUAAAUAUCCUCCGUGCUUAGUGACCAAACGACGUCAAGAUGCAUCUCAGCAUACCCAGCACCAAGCUCCUCAUCACCCUCAGCAUCGUCACAACCACCAUGUCCACUACCACUAGCACGAGUCCAAUGCUAACCCGCGACGUCUGCAUCAUCGGCGGCGGCGCAGCAGGAACCUACGCUGCCAUCCGUCUUCAACAACUCGGCAAGUCCGUUGUCGUAAUCGACCACAAACUGCGUCUGGGCGGACAGACAACCACGUACACCAAUCCAGCCAUCACCCCGCUUCCCAUCGAAUACGGGGUGACCUACUACCAGAACAUGUCUAUAGUGCGGGACUUUUUCGGUCACUUCAACAUCCCGCUGACCUACUCGGCAUUCGAUUACAAGAUCGACAUGUUUGACUUCGUCACGGGGACGGCCAUACCUGCUACUGCGGAGGCGGAAUCCAACGCUGCUAUGGAUCGCUAUAUCGCGCAGAUGAGAGAGUACCCGUAUCUGAGGGUCGGGCUUGAAUUACCUGAUCCUGUGCCGGAGGAUCUGGUGAUGCCGUUCGGAGAGUUCGUGGACAAGUAUGAUCUGGAAGCUGGGGUUGGGGACUUGGGAGGUUCGAUUGAUCCGUUGGGAAAUUGGCCUGAUUUGCCGACGCUUUACGUAAUGAAGUACGCGAAUUUGGAUGUUUUGGAAGGCGAUAGGACUGGGUUUGUGAGACCAAAGAGUCGGAACAAUAGUGAGUUGUAUGGGGAUGCGGAGAAGGAGUUAGGGGAGGAGGGAUUAUUGUUGGGGAGUAAGGUUGUCAGCAUGGAUCGGGAUGGGAGUGCGGACUGGGUCUAUGUGACGGUGAGAAAAGGAGAGGAGGAGACAACGGUCCAAGCUAAAAGCUUGGUGGUGGCUGUGCAGCCGAGCUUGGACAGUCUGAAAGGGUUUGACCUCGGGGUUAAGGAGAAGACUCUGUUUGGACAGUUCAACAACUUGUUCUUCUAUACGGCAUUGGUGCGAGUCAAGGGGCUGCCAGAUCGGACUUGUUACAUGAAUCGUGGGGCAAACGAUCCGUUCUUGAUCCCGCAAUUGCCUGGGAUGCUUGUGCUCAAGCCUACGGAGGCAUCGGAGCUAAAGGUGGCGAAUUAUCUCAGCACGAAGGCGUUGUCGGAGGAGGAGGUGAAACAGGGUAUGCUUCACGAUAUGGAAAGCAUCCACCGGAGAGCAAAAGUCGACUUCCCGGACCCAGAAUUCCUGGCCAUUGGGGAUCAUAGCCCGUACCAGCUGACGGUUCCGGCUGAGGCCAUCGAGAACGGAUUCUACCGUGAUCUCAAUUCCCUGCAAGGGGAGCGUCGGACGUUUUACACCGCGGCCACAUGGGAAUCUCAUAGCACACCGCAGAUCUGGGAGUUUACCGAGCAGAUGUUGCAAAGCCGUCUACUAAAGUCGCUGUGA